Miscanthus lutarioriparius is the source of this 1395-nucleotide messenger RNA. NCBI's taxonomy places the organism in Eukaryota, Viridiplantae, Streptophyta, Magnoliopsida, Poales, Poaceae. The record is from the annotation of a GenBank genome assembly.
AUGGAUGACGACGACCUCCACGGCGGCAACGGCAAGAACAAGCCGCCGCCGAGCUCGAGGCGGCGCCGCUGCUACUGCUGCAGCGGCACAACGGCGGCCACGCUGCUCAUGUUCCUGCUCACCAACGCCGUCUCCGUCGCCGUCGUCUCGUCCGGCGCCGGGCCCUCCCUCCUCCGCCGCUACAGCGGCGGCGGCUACAGGCCCGCCGCCACCAUCGUCCGCCUCUGGGAUGGCUCCGCGGCGCUCCACGCGGACCUCAACGCCACGCAGGCCGCGCUCGCCGCCGGUCGCGCCGACCUCGCCGACCUCCACGCCCGCGUCCGCACCGCCAACGAGCUCCUCCAGACGCUCCUCCGCGCCAUGCAGGACCACGGUGGCCGGGACCUCCCUGCGACGCCUGACGGCGGAUGGAAGCGCGAGCCAGCCGGCGAGCUCAGUCUGGCCGUCGCCCCGCAUCACAAGGUGGGCGUGGCCGGGACGGGGGAGGCCGUGUUCCCGGUGCUCGGCCACGCGUGCGUCCGCGUCCAGGACGACGUGGAGCGGUACAUGGACUACGCGCCCGGCGGGGAGUGUCCGUCCGACGACCCGCUCGCGCACAGCCUCAUGCUCAGCGGCUGCGAGCCGCUGCCGCGCCGCCGGUGCCGGCCGCGGUCGCCCAAGGGGUUCCCGCAGCCGUUGCCGCUUCCCAGGAGCCUCUGGACCACGCCGCCGGACACCACCGUCGUGUGGGACGCUUACGCCUGCAAGAACUACUCGUGCCUCGCGGCCGCCGCCCGCGGCGGCGGCAUCAGCGGCUGCGGCGGCGACGGUGGCGGCGGAGCAUGCUUCGACCUGCGGCGCGGCCGGGGGAAUAAGCAGGCCGACAGAUGGGCGCGCGACGACGGCGCGCUGUCCUACUCCAUCGACGCCGUGCUCGCGGCGCGGCCCAACGGCACGGUGCGCAUCGGUCUGGACCUCGGCGGCGGCUCCCCCACCGGCACGUUCGCGGCGCGGAUGCUGGAGCGCGCGCGGGUCACCGUGCUCACCGCGGCCGUCAACUCCGGCGCGCCCUUCGGCAGCUUCGUCGCGUCGCGCGGACUGGUGCCGCUGCACGUCACCGCCGCGCACCGGCUGCCCCUGUUCGACGGCACCAUGGACAUCGUGCACGCGGGGCGCGAACUUGGCGGUGGCGGCGGCGUGAUGCUGGAGUUUGCGCUGUACGACGUCUACAGGGUGCUCAGGCCAGGGGGCUUGUUCUGGCUCGACCACUUCGUCUGCGCCGCCGCGCAGCUCAACGCGACGUUCGUGCCCAUGCUGGAUCGCGUCGGGUUCAGGAAGCUACGGUGGAACACCGCCCGAAGAAAGGAGAAGGGCCAGUGGUACGUGUCAGCGCUGUUGGAGAAGCCCAUGGCAUGA